This is a messenger RNA of Ictalurus furcatus (blue catfish), 2698 nucleotides long. It is a transcript of the gene inpp5ka, whose product is annotated as inositol polyphosphate-5-phosphatase Ka. Bases 265 to 1770 code for a protein of 501 amino acids. Gene Ontology annotation, molecular function: inositol bisphosphate phosphatase activity; phosphatidylinositol-3,4,5-trisphosphate 5-phosphatase activity; phosphatidylinositol-4,5-bisphosphate 5-phosphatase activity. The record is from RefSeq and is a predicted model, not a curated record. Gene Ontology annotation, biological process: negative regulation of phosphatidylinositol 3-kinase/protein kinase B signal transduction; negative regulation of insulin receptor signaling pathway; negative regulation of glycogen biosynthetic process. The transcript is spliced from 14 exons. Gene Ontology annotation, cellular component: endoplasmic reticulum; cytoplasm; plasma membrane. Lineage: Eukaryota; Metazoa; Chordata; Actinopteri; Siluriformes; Ictaluridae.
GUUGUAUUUUAAAUGCGUUACUUUGGUACAUGCAGUGCACUAGGUAGGCUGUAAAAUCUGUUACGGUCUGGCUGCCGUAAGUGCGCGUGUAUAGGGUAUAGUGCACGUGUAUAGGGUGUAGCGCGUGAUUUAGGAGUGAGCCGGUAGCAUCCGGCUGUAAACAGUGAGGAAGUGGGCGGUGCGGUUCAAUAGUUUACUACAGUCCGAAACCAGUAAAGAGCUGCAGACUGGAAAGGGACUGGAUACGGAAUUAUUCUGUACUUUAUGGUCAUUAUUUGUGAUGAGAUGGAGCAGGAAACUUUAAAAGCACUGAACGCUCUCAGAUUGGAGCAGAAGACGCACAACAUCGACACUUUCAGGCUCUUCAUGGUCACAUGGAACGUGGCUACAGCAGAGCCUCCUGAUGACAUCACGUCCCUACUGCAGCUUAAUUCCCCGAAGAAAGCAGACCUCUACGUGAUCGGUUUACAGGAAGUGAGAGCAGCACCUCUGAAGUUCGUCAAAGAUCUGGCUUUCGGAGAUUCCUGGAGUUGCCUGUUCAUGAACACGCUGACUCCUCUGGGCUAUAUUCAAGUGUCCUCUGUGAGGAUGCAGGGUCUGCUGCUGCUGCUCUUUUCUAAGUUAGAGCACCUCCCCUUUAUCCGAGACAUUCGGACCACGUACACUCGCACCGGGAUCUACGGAUACUGGGGUAAUAAAGGAGGGGUGAGCCUCCGUAUCUCCUUCUACGGUCAUUCGCUCUGCUUCCUCAACUGUCACCUGGCAGCCCACAUCAAUUACGCCUCUCAAAGGGUGGAGGAAUUUGAGCACAUCCUGAACUCCCAGACGUUUGACGGCAAAAACACUCCAUCUGUUUUAGACCACAAGCUCGUCUUCUGGUUCGGAGACUUGAAUUUUCGUAUCGAAGACCACGGGAUGCACUUCAUUCGCAACUGCAUCAGCAGCAAGAAUUUCAACCUGCUGUGGUCUAAAGACCAGCUGACUAUGAUGAAGAAGAAGAUCCCCAGACUGCAGCAGUUUGAAGAAGGACCUCUCGAGUUUCAGCCUACCUACAAAUUCGACUUGAACUCUGAUAAAUACGACUCGAGGCUGCAGACGGCUUGGUUCGGUCUUACCGGGAAAAAGCGAAAGCCUGCGUGGUGCGAUCGGAUCCUGUGGCGGAUGAACACCAAACCUCCCCCUGAGAAUGCAGAUAAAGACCUUGAUGAAUAUGAUGGUGGUGGUGAUUAUGAUGGAGAGCAGGAGCAGCUUGAGGAACCGUUGGAUGAAUUUCCUCUCAAAGUAGAGCAGGACGCUUACACCAGCAACAUGGAGUACGGCAUCAGUGACCAUAAACCCGUCACGGGCAUCUUCAGACUGGAGCUGAGGAGGAUGUACGAGACUCCACUGGUGCGUGUGCGUGCCGAGGGUGAGUGGAGCGCAGACAUGGACGCUGUGGUGACCUACUGCCCUCUGGAGCAGUUUCCCUCCAGCGCCUGGGACUGGAUUGGCCUUUAUAAGGUUGGAUUCCAGAGCAUUUAUGAUUACAUCACCUAUACCUGGGUAAAAGAUGACCAGGUGGCCUUGAGUAAUGAGCUCAUCCAGGUUUAUGUGAGCAAGGAGGAGAUCCCGGUUCUAGGUGGGGAAUGUGUACUGUGCUACUACAGUAGUAACCUGCAGUGCAUUGUGGGUAUUAGCGAACCUUUCAAAGUUCACGAGUCGCAAGCAGCGAUUGAAGAAGGCUUCUUACCCCAGAACGUUAACAGAUUCGGACGGGAUUCGGCCAGUUAGGACCACGCGAACGCGCCGUUUUGAGGCUCGUCAGUGACGGAUGCUCUUUCCGCUUCAGAAAAACAGAAGAAUUUAUUUUAGUUUAAAUUUAAGUGCAAUUUUAUCUGAAUGUCAAAUCUUUCAACGUUUUUAUUUUAAAUUAAUCCUACGGUUUUCUCCGUUCUUCUUUAAUCAUUGCUCUUUUUGUGUCUUAUUAUUAUUAUUAUUAUUAUUAUUAUUUUUACCCCUGUGCUGCCUUUCCCCCCCCCCGUGAUAUUUGUUGCCCCUAUACUUAUUUUGACUAUAAGCCUAUAAAAAUGUCUCUAAGUCUAGACGAAAACUUUUAUUAAUAUCGCACCAUUCUGAGUGGUAGGUUUUAUUCCCAUAGCUUUAUAGUCAGUGUAAUAUUUUUAAGGCGUUUUUAAUCUGCCUUUUCCUGCUCCGUGCUACUGAAAUGCUGUCAUCACUGUCAUCAGUGUUAUUAUUAGUUGUGUCAGGUUUAUUUAAAUCUGUUACAAAAGAAGAAUGUAAUGUAGAAAAAUUAGCACUUUGCACUGAUCGCUCUGACACGAAACGUCUAGUUUGUACAACGCAUACUUUUACGUUACACGCACUUAUCGGAUGAGGAUCAAAUCAUUUUACCUGCAUUACUUUUAUUUCUGUUUAUCAGUAUGUGUGGUCCAGCCAGAUGUGUCUACAUUAUUACAGAUGUGUAGGGUUACUUGAAUGUACGACUACACCGAUUUUAUUUAACUGUAUUUAUCGUUUAUAUUAUACAAAAGAUAUCACUCACAUUUCUUUGUCUGUAUAAAUAAGUACGUGAGAACGCAUAGCAACGAGUUUGACGAUCGGGAAUCAUUUUUAUUUUUUUGGCACGAUUUCAUUAAUAUUUCUAUUCAAAGAUAUGUUUAGCUUUUUAAAUGGGUGAAAAAUAAAAACUUCUCAGGAG